AUCGUAACCUAACAAAAGAAAUGCUUAAAGUCACUGCACUUGAAGAGGAAAUUCAAACUCCAUUAAACAUACACAGAUGGCGAAAACUCGAGGGUACAGAUCCUACCACCUUUGAGCUUGUUAAAAAAGUACAGAUUCUACAAGAACGUAUUUUGAAAAUGUCCACUGACAUAAUUCAGAAAGAAAGGAAGCUAAACGAUACUGAAAAAUUAUAUAUGAAUCUUCGUGACGUUUUGUCAAAGCAACCAAAUUUGCAGAAAGAGACAAGCUUAAAUAAGGUUCAAAAUAUCUUACGUAAAAGGGGAGAGAAGAUCAAGUGUCUCACCGCGGAGCUGAAUAUGUAUGAAUCCCAAGUAGGCGGAUUUAAAGAUGACAUGACAACAAUGACCAAUGAGAUGUGCGAGUUGACGAAAAUAUUUCAUGCACAAAAAAGGAAACUCCAAAAAAUUAAAGAAAUGAAGUCUACUUAUAAAACUAUGCUUCCAGAUAUUUUGGUAGGUACUAAAAAAUUUUAUGGAGGCGGCUUCAAGAUAAAGACAUUUAGUUCAAAAAUUCAUUGUACGACGGACUCCUCAGCAAGCAAGUAAAACAAAUACGUACAAUAAAAUAACCAU
Molecule: messenger RNA, 614 nt
Organism: Acromyrmex echinatior (Panamanian leafcutter ant)
Lineage: Eukaryota; Metazoa; Arthropoda; Insecta; Hymenoptera; Formicidae
Product: cilia- and flagella-associated protein 58
Cellular component (GO): cytoskeleton
Source: RefSeq, a predicted model, not a curated record